Pieris rapae (cabbage white) is the source of this 2624-nucleotide messenger RNA. It is a transcript of the gene Mtpalpha, whose product is annotated as trifunctional enzyme subunit alpha, mitochondrial. Gene Ontology annotation, biological process: fatty acid beta-oxidation. Bases 130 to 2418 code for a protein of 762 amino acids. Gene Ontology annotation, cellular component: mitochondrial fatty acid beta-oxidation multienzyme complex; mitochondrion. The transcript is spliced from 14 exons. Gene Ontology annotation, molecular function: enoyl-CoA hydratase activity; NAD+ binding; long-chain (3S)-3-hydroxyacyl-CoA dehydrogenase (NAD+) activity. Lineage: Eukaryota; Metazoa; Arthropoda; Insecta; Lepidoptera; Pieridae. The record is from RefSeq and is a predicted model, not a curated record.
CCUCGACCCCCACUCUCCUUUUCGUAAUUCAAGAAAGUUUAGGUUCAAAGUCUGGGUUCAAAUUUCGUAGAACCGAUUUUAGGAGUUGAUUUUAAUUAAAUUAAUUGUUUUAUAAAGUUAUCUAUUAAAAUGUCCAAUAGUAAAAUGUUUAAUGCUCUAAAAAUCCUAAAGCACCGUAAUGUUAACUUUUUCAACCGGAUGCAUGGUCGGUCAUUUGCGGCUGCGGCAGCUAACAAUGUUCACACCAAGUGCAAGUUAGUCAAUGGUGUCUAUGUAAUAACUUUAGACUCGCCAAAUGUUAAGGUUAAUUCAUUAAACACCGCUGUCAUGGAUGAAGUUAAGGGAAUUAUCAAUGAAAUUGAAACAAACCCUUCAAUUGAAGCAGCUGUAUUAAUUUCUGGGAAGCCUGGAUGUUUUAUUGCUGGUGCUGAUAUUGGUAUGAUAGAAAGUUGUAAAACUAAGGAAGAUGUUGUCGCAUUAGCCAAGAAUGGUCAUGCCAUUUUCAAACAAAUGGAGUCAUCAAAAAAACCAUACAUUGCGGCUAUACAAGGCAGCUGUCUUGGGGGUGGAUUGGAGACAGCGCUGGCAUGUCAUUACCGUAUUGCAGUCAAAGACAGCAAAACAGGCUUUGCCCUGCCUGAAGUUAUGUUGGGACUGCUACCUGGUGGUGGUGGUACUCAGAGGCUGCCAAAAUUAACUUCAGUACCCACAACUUUGGACCUAGCGUUAACAGGAAAAACAGUGAAAGCUGACAAAGCUAAGAAGUUGGGAAUUGUGGACUUAUUGGUCUCUCCACUUGGACCUGGCCUUGUUACACCCCAAGAAAAUACAAUGAAAUAUUUAGAACAAGUGGCCAUUCAGGUAGCAAAGGACAUUGCGUCUGGAAAAAUAAAAACUGAGAGGAAAAAAGGUAUGAUGGAUAAAAUAAUGGCUACGGCAAUGCAAUGGGAGUUUGUUAAGAAUAUGAUUUUCAACAAGGCAAAGGAGCAGGUUAUGAAAGCAUCUAAUGGACUUUACCCGGCUCCAUUAAAGAUUUUAGAAGUAGUAAGAACUGGAGUGGACAAAGGACCAGUAGCAGGAUACGAAGCUGAAGCACAAGGAUUUGGUGAAUUGGCCAUGACUCCCCAAAGCAAAGGCUUAAUUGGCCUCUUCAGAGGACAGACUGAGUGCAAGAAGAAUAGAUUUGGCAAGCCUAAGACUAGUGUUAAAACAAUUGGAGUUCUCGGAGCCGGUUUGAUGGGCGCUGGCAUCGUGCAAGUGUCCAUAGACAAGGGCUACAACGUAGUUUUGAAAGACGCGACUACUGCAGGCCUAUACAGAGGAAUGGGACAAAUUCAGAACGGCCUUGCCAAUGCUGUUAAGCGUAAACGAAUCUCCGCUUUACAAAAAGACAAGCACUUGUCAAAUCUUUUACCAACAUUGGAUUAUGCGAAGUUCAAGACAGCGGACUGUGUGAUCGAAGCCGUGUUCGAAGAUAUUAAUAUCAAGCACAAAGUCAUUAAGGAGAUUGAAGCGGUGGCUCCCAGUCACUGUAUAAUCGCUACUAACACAAGUGCAAUCCCGAUCACCAAGAUAGCCGCUGGUAGCAGUCGCCCGGAUAAAGUUAUUGGUAUGCAUUACUUCUCCCCGGUGGACCGUAUGCAAUUACUCGAAAUUAUCCGUCAUCCGGGCACAAGUGAUGAUACAGCGGCUGCCGCAGUAGACAUCGGUCUGAAACAAGGCAAAGUGGUCAUUACUGUGGGAGAUGGACCAGGAUUCUAUACUACUCGGAUAUUGUCUACUAUGUUGAGUGAGGCCAUGAGGUUAUUGCAAGAGGGUCUAGACCCAAAGGACCUAGACAAGAGGACUAAGGAGUUUGGCUUCCCCGUGGGUGCUGCUACACUCGCUGACGAAGUCGGAAUCGAUGUAGGCGCGCAUAUCGCUGCAGACUUGGCUAAGGCCUUCGGUGAAAGAAUCGGCGGAGGAGACUUAAACAUUAUGCAGGACUUAGUCAAAUCUGGAUUUAUGGGCAGGAAGUCCGGCAAAGGCUUCUACGUAUACGAGAAAGGUACCAAGAACAAGGAUGUAAAUAUGGAUGCAAUUCAAAUGCUUAAAGACAAAUACUCUUUGGAACCGCGAGGGGCUUCCACACCGGAAGACCAUCAGUUAAGAAUGGUUUCUAGAUUCGUCAACGAAGCGGUGCUCUCUCUAGAAGAGACAAUCCUACACAGUCCAUUAGAAGGUGAUAUUGGUGCUGUUUUCGGUCUUGGCUUCCCGCCUUUCACUGGCGGACCUUUCAGAUGGGUUGACCAAUUUGGAGCGGAUAAAUUAGUGAAAAAGAUGGAAGAAUACCAAGGCUUAUAUGGAGCUCCUUUUAAACCAGCGCAGACCCUAGUUGAUAUGGCCAAAGACAGUAGUAAGAAGUUCUACAAAAAAUAAUAGUCCCAUAUACCUUCCAGUGAAAUGCAAGUUGAAAUUAUAAAUAUUGCAAUAUCCAUACUGAAAGAGAUUUAUAAAACAUUUUCUAAGAUUUUGGAUGAUUGUUAAGGUUGUCGUUUUAUAUAUUGUGUAUUUUUGAAAGAUUUUUAAGUAUGCUUAAGAAAAAGUUAAUUUAUGAUCAAGAAAAUAAACUCUAUUUAUUAAAA